This is a messenger RNA of Jatropha curcas, 1721 nucleotides long. RefSeq lists its product as uncharacterized. NCBI's taxonomy places the organism in Eukaryota, Viridiplantae, Streptophyta, Magnoliopsida, Malpighiales, Euphorbiaceae. Gene Ontology annotation, molecular function: DNA binding. Gene Ontology annotation, biological process: tRNA transcription by RNA polymerase III. The record is from RefSeq and is a predicted model, not a curated record. Gene Ontology annotation, cellular component: RNA polymerase III complex.
ACAAAGCCAAUAUAAAAAUUUAGGUAUUAUAUUGUCGUUUAUGUACAAACUCACUGAAUCAAAACAUGGUUCUAUCUUCUCAAAUGAAUUUUAUUUCCUUUUUACUGUUUUCUUUGCACAAGCACUAUUAUUCUGCCAAUAGCUCUAAAAAUGAAAAUAAAGAAAUAAAAUACUCGAAGAAGUUUUAAGUAUACGUAUGGUGGAUUGCAGUAGCUAUAGAAACUAUUCUUUCGUGCGUUUAGACUUUAGAAUACCUCUUCUAAGAAAACUGGUAAAAAAACCAUUUCUACAAUGUUGAAACAUUUACUUCAAGCACUUGGGGUUAAAAGAGGCCUCUGUUCUCUUUUAUAUAGUUACAUUGGUGAAACCUGCCCAAUGACGAUUUAGCUCGAUUGGCGAUUAGCUAUCUUUCUGCAUCCAAACGUCCGCGGUUCGAAUGUUGAUUCAGCUUUUUUCCAAUAAUUUUCUUUUCUCGCCGUCUUCUUUCGCCGGAAUGGAUCAAGAGCAGCCAUCGCCCACUCCCAGAAAGGCUAAGUUCACCCCCAAAGCUCCGCCUCAACGAAAGCCUAUACCCACCGUUACCAAAUCUGAGGUCAAUGAUUCUAAUAACGAUGAAGAUGAAGCAGCCCAGGCUCAGAAGCUCAUGCGUAAAUUCAAUGAGAAUCUCAGAAGAAAAGUACCUAAAGUGGAGAAAAAAUCUUCAGUGCAAGUUGCUUUUGGCCCAGGCGCUGCUCCAUCAACCUCUAUAAGGAAAUAUGGUGUUCCUGGCUGUGAGAAUGCUGGUAGCAGCAGUAGGUUAGAUAUAAAAGAUUCUGACAAUGACGAUAGGAGAAUCGUGGUUUCAUCACUUUCAACUGCUGAAGAAGAUGGUGCUUCUAAGUAUCAUUCAGAGGCCAUUGGUGUGUUACCCCUGAAAAUCAAGAAAGAUUAUAGAGAACCAUGGGAUUACAACCAUACUUACUAUCCAACAACUCUUCCUUUAAGAAGGCCUUAUUCUGGCGACCCAGAGCUUCUCAACGAGGAAGAGUUUGGGGAGGCUGCAAGAAAAUUGGAGUAUAAUGAGAACACUAUUAAACCUGCUUCAGAUCUUGGACUGCUGGAGGAAAGUGACAAGGAAAGGCUUUUUUUCUUUCAACUCCCUUCUAAGCUGCCCCUUGUGAAGCGAUCAGCUAUUACAAAAGGAAAAGAAAAGGUCGAAGGCUCAACUCCAUCACAAGGCACGAGUGCUUUAAAGAAGGAAAGCAGUUUUCAAGGGUUAUCAGAAGGAUAUAUGGGCAAAAUGCUGGUUUAUAGGAGUGGAGCAGUCAAGAUAAAGCUAGGUGAUACACUCUAUGAUGUUUCACCCGGUUCAGACUGUACAUUUGCUCAAGAUCUGAUGGCCAUAGAUAUUGCAAGCAAACAAUGUUGCACUAUCGGAAAACUCAGGAAACGGGCUGUUGUAACUCCUGAUGUUGAUUCUCUCUUGAACUCAGUGAUCAACUUGAGCUAAAUGCCCGACAAUACAUUCAGUAGCUUAGAAUGCUCAUAAAGUACCGUAGUAGAAUGUGUAAUAGGCAAGUAGAAUUGAAACAAUUUGACUAGGUAGCAGGUGAAAUUGCUUCCAGCAUUUGUUGGAUUUCAUCAUUGAGCCAUACACAAAUUACUAGAAAAAGUACAUUUUUUUCCCUUGCUUGGUAACAGAUCUCAGAUUGAAGAAUGACAAAGAAGUCUGUAUUUUAAAA